Molecule: messenger RNA, 2394 nt
Organism: Gloeophyllum trabeum ATCC 11539
Lineage: Eukaryota; Fungi; Basidiomycota; Agaricomycetes; Gloeophyllales; Gloeophyllaceae
Exons: 4
Coding region: 107-2083 (658 amino acids)
Biological process (GO): regulation of transcription by RNA polymerase II
Cellular component (GO): nucleus
Molecular function (GO): DNA-binding transcription factor activity, RNA polymerase II-specific; RNA polymerase II cis-regulatory region sequence-specific DNA binding
Source: RefSeq, a predicted model, not a curated record
CACGCCCUUAUUGUCUCUCGCCGCCCUUCUCUCUUAUUGUUCUCGCCUUUACGGGAUCCCGCCACGUUCACUCUGGCCUGCCUGCCCGCCCUCGGGAUCCACUACGAUGCCUCCGAUUAGAGUUUACAGUCCACCCCGCCGCAGAUCAUCAACAGCCAGUGGUGUCACCACUGUCCGGGCUGGGUCCUAUGGCUUCCGCUCACCGUCGCCACCAGCACUCAACAUCUCCCAACGACCCGUCCAAUUCGCGCCAAAUGUAACGCCGGGAACGUACCUCGCGCCCUCUCCGAGCCCCGAAGCCGACCGCCUCUCAUCACACUCGCCAGUCCAGCCACUUUUCCCGCCAGCGUCGACGCCAUCGGACGCUGCGCCACGCCAGAAGAGACGGCAACCACCGGGCAAACGCCUUUCGCAAGGCUACAUCCCGCGGCCGCCGAACGCGUUCAUGUUGUUCAGAGCAGCGUUCGUGACGCAGAAGCACGUCCCCGGUUCAAUUGAGACGAGCCAUGGAUCGCUAUCGAAGAUCAUCGGCAACUGCUGGCGCGCGCUCCCUCUUGAAGAGAGAGCGAUCUGGGAAAAGAAAGCGAAGGAAGAGAAAAUAGAGCACGCGAUAAAGUACCCUGGCUACCGCUUCAAGCCCGUGCACAAGAAGCACAAGAAACGGGACGAACCCAAGAAGCCAAAGGCCACCGACCUCGAGGAGCGCCGCUGCGAGGAAGUGGCGCAGCUCUUGCUAGAAGGCAAGAAAGGGGAGGAGCUCGCAAAAGCCGUCCGCGAGCUCGACGCCAAGUACCAGUCGCGCAAGCCGUCUUUCCGGGAGCCGCAACUACAGCCUCCGCCACAACCACAACCUCAAGCACAGCAGUACAACCCCCACGCGUGCUAUCACCCCUCUCAGUUCUCCCAGCUCCCGCGCCGGUCUUCCUCGGUGCCGCCGCCAACCACGAUCGCCCUCCCGGCCGCGCCCUUCCUCUCCAUCUCGCGCGGCCACUCCCCCGUCCCGUCCAUCAGCUCUGUCUCCAUCGCGCGCUCUAACCGCGUCUCGCCACCCAGUAACACUUUCGACACCGACGCCCUCAACGCAGGGAACUACCUCCACCAACGCCGCGCCUCGACCGCGCCCCCGAUGGACCUUGGCCUCGAGGUCGACGCCGACGGCAUCGCGAGCCUCCCGUGGCCCAUGGGACCGAGCGACUUCAGCUACCGCGAGACGUACCUGCGCUACCAGGAGCUCCUCCAGCACGGCUACCACGGCCAGUACGGCUGGCGCUACUCGCAGACGCAGAUGCAGGAGCAGCCGAUGUAUCAGGACUGGAUGCCUGAGCCGCAGUAUGAUAACCGCGAGCCGAGCCCGGUGCCGGAGGUCAAUACGGCGCUGUGGGAGCCUGGGUGGUCGUUGCAGUGUGAUCAGAAGCCUCAGCCCGUCCAGAACCAGGCGCCCACCGAGAGGCGGGAUAGCUUCGAUAUGACACACGUGCUGAAGUACCUCCCAGACAAGCAGGGCCCGUCCGAAGAGCCCGCGUCCGCCUCCAGCUCGGCCUCAUACCAGUACCCCUCGCCCUGGGCCGCGCAGCAAAACCAGUCCGGGCCCUCCUCGCACUACUCCUCCUCGCCCGCGCCCUCCACCGUCGACUCGAUGGAGGCCAACUGGGCCGCGCAGUCCUCGGGCAACUCUCCCGCCUCCAUGUCCUGCACGCUCUCGCAGGCGCAGGUGUCCCCUGUGUCCGUGCACGCGCCCCGGCCGCAGCAGGCGUGGGGCCUCGGGCUGGACUUCUCGCAGCAGCAACAGGUGCAGCAGGCGGAGUACGUCGAGGUAAGCCCGUACGAUAUGGCACCCGCGCCGCAGGAGGGCUAUGACGCGAGCCAGGAGGGAUAUGCGUUCCCCGCGCCGAAGACCGAGCCGCAGCCAGAGAGCCCGCUGUUGCAGGGCUACGUGUCGCCCGUCGAUCUCACGCAACAGCAACACCAGCAACAGAUGUACGACUGCUACGCCCAGGCUGUGCACGCGGACCCGAACUCCGUCGCGUCGGGCACUGUGGUGUACGAAGAAUAUCACGACAUCAUCCACGACAACGUCUACUAAGAGCCGUCUACAUCGCAUCCGAAUUGCAUCUCAUUUCUUGCCUCCAUCAUCCUAGCCCUAGCACCGGAUUUUAAUCAGCGCAGAGACAAUCAGUUAUCGUCGUGGCGUCCUUAUACAGCGGCCCACUUUAUUUUGGAAUGGGGUUAAAGAUAUAACUAUCUAUUCUGUCCGUGUCGUUGUCCGGGGGUGUUUUCUGAACGCGCUCCCGAGACGCUACUGUAGCACUAGCUAUACCUGCAUCGCUUCUUGUCGUCUGUAGCAUUGUAUCAUAGCUCUAUAUGUUAUCCAAUAGAUCAUAUGCUUGUCCCUCG